AUGUCGUAUAGUAUCGGUAUAGAUGUGGGAACAGCAAGCGUUCGAUGUAUGAUUUUUGAUGAUAAAUAUAUGCCGAUUGUUCAAUGUCAAAAAUCGAUUGAAAUUUAUCAUACGCCUGGAACACAACAUUAUGAACAAUCAUCGAAUGAAAUUUGGACAGCUAUUUGCUAUUGUGUUAAAAAUUGUAUAAGUACGGGAAAUAUCAAUAUCAAUUAUGUUAAAUCAAUUGGUUUUGAUGCUACAUGUAGUUUAGUUGUGUUAGAUGAAAAAUUCGAACCUGUAACCGUAUCAUUAUCGGAAAAUGAUGAACGAAACAUAAUAAUGUGGAUGGAUCAUCGAGCUGGAAAUGAAACAACAGAAAUUAACUUAAAAUCAACAGAAAGUUGUGAUGAUGUUUUAAAAUUUUAUGGUGGAAAAAUAAGUUUAGAGCAACAACCAGGAAAAUUGUUAUGGUUAAAAAGAAAUAUGAAACAAAAUGUAUGCUGGAAACGAGCAAAACAUUUUUUUGAUUUACCCGAUUUUUUAAGAUGGAAAGCAACAGGCUCAUUGGAACGAUCAGUAUGCUCGUGUGUUUGUAAAUUGUGUUAUCGAUCAUCAGAAGAAAAACAAUAUUGGGAUGAAAAAUUUUGGUCAAGAUUUGAUAUGAACGAUUUGUGUGAAAAUAAUUUUGAAAAACUUGGAACAACUGUUCGAAAACCAUUUUCAACAUCAAAUUUUGAUUUAUUAAGUAAGAAUGUAGCUGAAGAACUUGGUAUAAAAGAUGGGAUUCGUGUUGGAACACCUCUCAUAGAUGCAUAUGCUGGAGCAUUAGGAGGACUAGCUUGUAAAUCACCAGUUAAAGAUUCACAUUUGACUGAACGAUUAGUGAUCGUUGCUGGAACAUCAUCUUGUUUUAUGGCAUGCAGCAAAAAGCCCGUAUUUGUUCCUGGUGUUUGGGGACCCUACUAUGAUGUAUUAAUUCCUGGAUUGUGGGUUUCCGAAGGCGGACAAUCUGCUGCUGGCAAAAGUAUUGAUUAUAUUGUUCAAGGACAUAUAGCAUAUAGUGAAUUAAAAGCACUGGCUGAUCAAGAAAAUAAAACUCCAUUUGAUAUGUUGAUUAUACGACUACAAGAAUUGGAAAAGAAACAUAAUACAGCAAAUAUAUCCUUUCUAACAGCAAAUAUUCAUAUGACUGUCGAUUUCCAUGGAAAUCGUGCACCGGUAGCGGAUCCAGAUUUAGGAGCCGUUAUUUCGGGUAUAAAAUUGGAUAAUUCAUUGGAUAAUCUUGCUCUACAAUAUUUAGCAGUAAUUCAAGCUAUUGCAUACGAUGGAAAGCAUAUUAUCGAAGCAAUGACAAAAGCUGGUCAUCGUUUUAAACAAGUUCAAAUUUGUGGUGGUUUAUCACGAAUUCCAUUAUUGCCACAAAUUCAUGCUGAUGUAUUUCAAAUGCCCGUCUAUAUUUGUGAAGGAACAAAUGAUUGUGUUCUACUUGGUUCAGCUAUUAGUGGUAAAUUAGUAGCAGAUAAUGCUACGGAUGUUGAACACUUAUUAAACGAAAUAUCAGCACCAGUUCAAACAUUCAUACCUGAUAAGAACAUGGCCGAUUUUCAUAAUGAAAAAUAUACAAUUUAUUGUUCAUUACAACAAAUUGAAAUUUUUCGUGAAUGCGAUCGACGAGGAAAAGGUUAUCUGGAUGCAGAAGAUAUGAAAGUGGCUUCAAUACGAGUUUAUGGUUCGAAAAUGAAUAAGUAUGAGAUAGAAAGACUUUUCUCAAGUUUACCAAAAGACAGUCCAGCAGGUUUAACAUUAGACAGUUUUAUAUCGUAUGUGCAAAGUUUUGAUAAAAGAAUUGAUCCAGAAGAUCAAAAUCGAGAAACAUUCUUAGCCAUGGAUCGUACAUGUAAAGGAUUUUUGACAAAAGAAGAUUUUUACAGAGCAUUUGAAAAAUUAAACAUCAAAUUAAGCAACGAAGUGAUUGAUUCUGCUUUUCGACAAUUAGAUGUAGAUGGUGAUGGUCGUGUAAGUUAUCGUGACUUUGAUUUUAUGAUGAAUUAUGAUCCGAAUGAAUGA
Molecule: messenger RNA, 2049 nt
Organism: Didymodactylos carnosus
Lineage: Eukaryota; Metazoa; Rotifera; Eurotatoria; Philodinida; Philodinidae
Source: the annotation of a GenBank genome assembly